AUUAAAUGUAAAAAUCUCAAUUACUUGUUCUUGAUGUUUUUCGAGGCAUAGCAAAUUUCCUUACAAUAAAAGAAUUACUUAGUCUUUAGACUAUUUCAAAACAAAUGAAGGAUAACGUUUAAUUAGCUUUGAAAGCUCUGUUAGCUAGUAUUGGAUUAAAUAAUCCAAAUACAACCACACCAUAUAAUAUAAUCUUUCGUACAAUUUUUGGACGUGAGACUUAUUUUUGGUCAUUCGAUGAUAGUGUAAAACCUUUUAAAAGAAGACAUAUUCUAGGAAUGCCAGUUAAAUCAAUGCAAAUUGGAUUAACUUUUACUGGUAUACUCACAAUUCAAAAUCGUUUAUAUGUAUGUUUAUCCUAAGAGUAUCAAGAAAUCAUCAAUCAUAAACCAAAUUUUAUUAUAAAGUAAUUAAAUGAUUAUAAUUAUUUUAUAGAUUAUAAGUUAAACAAUUUUCAACAGCUAGCAAAGGCAAAUACAUUUACUUAAAAGAAAAUGGUGAUUUGUUUGUUGUAUUUGAAAAUCAUGAAGAAUAUUUGAUUGCUAAAAAUGUAGAUUUUUUUGAAACUUCAUAUUAUUAACUCUCUGCCAUAUUUACUAAUCCUUAAAAAAUACCAUAAUUACCUUCUGAAUAAAAUAGAGCUAUCCUUUAUUAAAUAUAAGACCUUACUCCUUAGAAUUGUGAUUAAGCACAAAAAUACAAAUAAAUAAUUUUACCUGAAAAUGAAGUAAUUUAUUUAUCUUAUUUUAGACUAUAACUUAAAUUGCUAUGGGAAGCAAUGCUAUUUAUUAUCUGACUCAGACUUAAAAAGUUUAUUCAUCAGAUACUAAGAAUGAAUAAGUCAUUGAUCCUAUUAUUAAAACAGUUCAUUAAAAUUACUUUGACAAAAAAUCAAUUAUUUCUAUAUAUAGUGGUCUCAAUUAUUUCUUAGCAUUAGGCAGAGAGAAAAUAAAAUCAAUAAAGGAAUGGACAAAUGAAGAACUCUAAAUAUGGCUUAAUAAAAUUGGAUUUUCUGAUUAUGUUAAUAUAGUAAAAUACAAUGAAUACACAGGUUAAGAAUUUUCUAAAUAAGCUGUCAAUUAAGAUUUCUAAAAAAACACUCUUGGACUUACUAAUGCUGAAUUAUAAAUUAAAUUAAGUACUGAAAUUACAAGAGCCAUGGAAUUCUAAUAUAAAGAUUAUUAACUCUUUGGUUGGGGAAAGAAUGAUUUUGGUCAAUUAGCAGCACCUCUAUCUAAUAAUCUUUAAUAUACAAAAGUUUCAUUACCAAAUUUAGAAGAGGAUGAUGAAAUUAUAUAAAUUGAAUGUGGAUGGAAAAAUGUAGCUAUUUUAACACAUUCUGGCAAGCUGUAUUUAACUGAAAAUUAAUAGAAAUAAUUAAAAAGAGAUAAAGACAUAUAAUAAUAAUAACAAUUAUAAUAACAAUAAUAAUUAUAAUAGGAUGAAGGAGGAAAGAAAAGAAAGAAGAGUAGAUAAGAAUAAAAAGAUUAAAAAGAACCUGAAUAAUUAAUAUAAUAAUAAUAAUAAUCAAAACAUUGGAAUGAUAUUACCAAAAUCUUUAUUAAAUCAAAGUAAGAUAUAAAAUAUAUUAUUUUAGUGAUAAAAGAGAAUAUAAACAUUAUUAUGUAAAUUUAAGCAAAGAUUAUUUAGUUGUUGUUUGUUCUAUUUUUGACAAGAAAAUUAUGCAAAACUAUUUCCCAGAAAUGUUAGAGUAAAAAGAUAUAUAAAAGAAAUUUAAACCAACUCUGUAAGUUAUUGAUAGAAUACUAUGGGAUACUAAAUUUAAAAAAGAGGAUUUUGUUGUUGGAUAUGAAGAUAGAUUUUUAGGAAUUAUGGAAGUUCCUUUUACAGACUUUGUUAAUAGUUAAGUUAAAAGUCAUAGAGUUCAAUAUUUUAGACAAAAUGGUAAAAUUGUAUGGGAUAGACCUCGUAGGAUCGAUUUAUUAUGAG
Molecule: messenger RNA, 1950 nt
Organism: Paramecium sonneborni
Lineage: Eukaryota; Ciliophora; Oligohymenophorea; Peniculida; Parameciidae
Source: the annotation of a GenBank genome assembly